This is a messenger RNA of Maniola jurtina (meadow brown), 1774 nucleotides long. RefSeq names its product DNA polymerase epsilon subunit 3 (gene Chrac-14). Gene Ontology annotation, biological process: DNA damage response; leading strand elongation; heterochromatin formation. The coding region runs from base 92 to 451 and encodes 119 amino acids. Gene Ontology annotation, molecular function: chromatin DNA binding; protein heterodimerization activity. Gene Ontology annotation, cellular component: epsilon DNA polymerase complex; CHRAC. The transcript has a single exon. The record is from RefSeq and is a predicted model, not a curated record. Lineage: Eukaryota; Metazoa; Arthropoda; Insecta; Lepidoptera; Nymphalidae.
CAGUCGACUAAAAACAAGUUUUGGCGGUGCAUUGUUUUCCGCGGCAUGUUUAUAGUAAUUUCAUUCUAAAUAUCACUUAAAUAGUUGAAAAAUGGCCGAAAAGCUAGAAGAUAUCAACCUGCCGCUAACGGUCGUCACUAGGAUCGUGAAAGAAUCAUUACCAGAUGGAGUAGCCAUAUCGAAAGAAGCCCGUACCGGCUUGGCAAAAGCCGCUUCAGUUUUCGUUUUAUACGUGACCUCUGCUGCUACAAAUAUAGUAAAAAAUAAUAAGAGGAAAGCUUUAACGGGUCAGGAUGUGUUAGAAGCGAUGACCGAUAUAGAAUUCGACAGAUUUGUAGAGCCUUUGAGAGAAGCUUUGGAACAUUACAAACAAGUUGUUUCUGCGAAAAAAAUGGCAUCAGGGAAGAAAAAGGAUGAUGGUGAUGAUGUGGAAAUGGUUGAGGAUGAUUAGUGUUAUAUACUUUUUAUAAAUAGUGUAAUUUUUUUAAGGUUAUAAAUGUGUUAUGAUCGAGUUUUGCAGCCUCCUUUGCAUUUGUUGUAAUCACUUUGCUACAAUUUAAAUUGUUGUGAUUAACUGGAUAUUUGGUAAUAAUGCUGCUAUAGUGUACUUUAGCCACAAGUGAGAGAAUGUCAGCCAGUAGCCAUAGCAUAAAAUAAGGUGGUAGGCUUGCAAGUUGAUAUUUGUCAGAGCAUUCAACUUUGCUCAGAGCCUUCUAGUAGAAUAACAAUGAAUGGUUCAUUAAAAACCAAAAGAUUGUAGAUAAAAAUAUACAGACAAUCGCUAGGUAUGUAGUUGGAGAAAACAAGAUUUGUCCUUCAUCCUAUAAAGUUGCUAAAAUUGAGAUAGUACCAAUUGCCAAUUCAAUAUGUAAUAUUUUUUUAAAACGUCACAUGUUCUUAAAACAUCUAACCAAAGUUCAAACAAUUCCCUUAACCUAACUAACAAUUCAUACUUUUUGGACACCUAUCAAUUUGUCGAUUGUUUCUUCUUAGUAGUUAGUUUACUAAUUUAUAGUGUACAAAACCAGUACCUUUUUUUACCAUAAGGAAAUUCAUUAUGGAUACCACUAGCCAUGGGGGAGCACAGUGGUUAUGUUGGACUCCUACCGACUAAAACCCUCAUGAAGUUCCAUCCCACCGCUGACAGCGGAGCACAAGGGACUGACAACACCUCGUUACUCCGCCAGCAGAUGUCCACCGCAGCACACCCACCACUGGGACACUACGUGCCCACAAACACCUUUAGAGAGUCCAAUCUGAGGCAUAUCACUGCACAUUGUACAAGAAGAAGUGUAAAAAGACUGUAUUUUUUUUCAUUACGCAUAUUAAAGCGCAUAAAAAAAUAUUUUAAGAAUUUUAUGUACCUUAUGACAUUUGUGACAUCAAGACAAAAAUGACAUAUCUGUCUUAUUGGUGGUCUUAUUAGUGGGAGGUCCCAGGAAUGUUAUAUUUUCUAAAUCUUUGGUCUGGUUUGGUGGGAUGCUUCAGCUGUACCACCUUACUGGCAAAGCUGUUCCCAUACCCCUUCCUGGUUAGCCAGCGUCCAUCUUAGCCUGCAUCAUCACUUACCACCAGCUGAGAUAGCAGUCAAAGGCUAACUUGUAUCUGAAUAAAAAAAAUGAUGUGUGCAAACUGUUAUUCUGCAACUUCUUGUUUUGCAAUCAAUAUUAACUGUAAAAUGUGAUUUUCCUGAGUUAGUGUAUUUUUCCAAUAUUGUAUUAUUGAUGCCUAGAAGGCAUUUUUAUGAUUAAGGUUUUAAUAAAAAUAAUUUUUU